This is a messenger RNA of Verruconis gallopava, 2700 nucleotides long. RefSeq lists its product as uncharacterized. Gene Ontology annotation, biological process: glycoprotein catabolic process; protein deglycosylation; protein quality control for misfolded or incompletely synthesized proteins. Gene Ontology annotation, cellular component: cytosol; nucleus. Lineage: Eukaryota; Fungi; Ascomycota; Dothideomycetes; Venturiales; Sympoventuriaceae. The record is from RefSeq and is a predicted model, not a curated record. The transcript has 4 exons. Gene Ontology annotation, molecular function: peptide-N4-(N-acetyl-beta-glucosaminyl)asparagine amidase activity; carbohydrate binding. Bases 1 to 2403 code for a protein of 800 amino acids.
AUGAUUUGGCACACUUUUAUUUCCUUUUUAGUCUUUCUGGAAGUUGUGAGAGGCGAAGAACAGUUCUUCGAUCCUUUGCGAUACGUUGAUCCGCUUAUUGGUUCUGCUAAUGAUGGCCACGUCUUUGCCGGAGCAAGCUUGCCAUAUGGUAUGGCCAAGCCAGUGGCAGAUACCAACAACAUUCCGUCUGUUGGACCCAAUAACCAGGGCGGCUUCGUUUCAAAUGAUCAAAGUCUUGAAAUUACAGGAUUUUCAAGCAUGCAUGACUCUGGAACUGGAGGCUCGCCUUCGUUGGGAAACUUUCCGAUCUUUCCACAAUUAUCAUGCCUGGACAAAACCAUUGGCAUAUGCAACAACACUUUCACAAAGACAAGUAGAAAGGUUCAAUAUAUAUCAAGCAGUGUUAAGGCGGUGCCAGGGUAUUUCAGCCUGAUUCUUAGCACAGGGAUUCGCGCCAAAAUGACAUCAACUCAACACACAUCAUUGUUCUCGUUCUCCUUUGAAGAAGAUCAAAGAAACAGCCCUUUGAUACUUUUGGACCUUACAGACCUUUCUGAUUCAAGGCAGAACGAUGGAGCGAUCUUCGUAGAUCAGCAGAGCGGGAGAAUGGUUGGUGGUUCAACCUUUAAGCCCAGCUUUGGCAUUGGAACGUACAAAGCAUUCUUUUGCAUAGACUUCUCUGGUGGAUCUUUGAUGGACAGUGGCACAUUCGUUGAAAACGUUCCAAACACCGCCAUUCGUAAUUUGACAGUUCCACCUCGGGAGAUAACGAAUGGAUUUCCAAUCCCAGAAGGGGCUUGGGUACGAUUCAUUCCUCAACAGAACAGUACAAUUUUUGUCAGGGCUGGUCUCAGCUUUAUCAGUGAAACAAGAGCCUGUGAGAAUGCCGAAACCGAGAUCCCGGAUUUUGACUUCGAGAAAACGAUGACAAUCGCUCAAAAUAAGUGGCGAAGCCAACUUGCUCCCAUCGAAGUCUCUACCAGAGGACUGAAAAAUAGCACGUUAGUCACCAACUUUUAUUCUGGUAUAUACCGAACUAUGGUAAAUCCACAGGAUUAUACGGGAGAGAACCCUUUGUGGAAAAGCAAGGAGCCUUAUUUUGAUUCCUUCUAUUGUCUCUGGGACUCAUUUCGAUCCCAGUUGCCUUUUUUGACCAUUAUUGACCCGAAACAAGUGGCUCGCAUUAUUCGGUCGCUUAUCGACACAUACAAACAUGAAGGCUGGUUACCAGACUGCAGGAUGUCACUUUGCAAGGGCUUUACACAAGGGGGUUCUAAUGCCGACAUUGUUCUUGCCGACGCAUUCGUUAAGGGGAUACGCGAUGAUAUCAAUUGGCAGCUUGGAUACAAGGCUGUUGUAAAAGAUGCGGAAGUAGAGCCUUAUGACUGGUGCUGCGAAGGUCGUGGCAACCUCGAAAGCUGGAAGAAGCUGGGAUAUGUCCCGAUUGGAGACUUCGACGUUAAGGGAUACGGCACUUUGACCAGGUCCAUUUCAAGGACUCUUGAAUACAGCUAUAAUGAUUUUUGCGUUGCUCAAAUAGCAACAGGCAUGGACUCGGAGUCUUCCGACAUCCUGAAAUACCUUCGGCGAAGCAAAAAUUGGAUGAACCUCUUCCGAGAGGAUAUCAGGUCAUCAAUCAAUGGAUUUGACACGGGUUUUGUUGGCUUCUUCCAGCCGAAGUACACAAACCUAUCCUGGAGCUAUCAAGACCCGAUAUAUUGCAGCAACAUCGAUACAAACCCAAGCCGUAUCUGUUCCUUGCAACCAGGAGCGUCCGAAACAUAUGAAUCAAGCAUCUGGGAAUACAGCUUUUUCGUGCCACAUGACCAAGCUUCACUUAUCACGAAGCUUGGUGGACCUGACGAGUUCGUGCGACGAUUGGAUUAUCUCCAUGACCGACGCAUCACUCUUAUAAGCAAUGAGCCAUCCUUUUUGACUGUAUUCCAGUACCAUUAUGCUGGAAGGCCGGCACUCUCAACGAAGCGUGUGCACUUCUAUAUCCCGUCCGCAUUCAAACCGACACGUGCUGGUUUACCAGGCAAUGAUGACAGUGGAGCGAUGGGUUCAUUUUUGGCUUUCGCUAUGAUUGGGCUCUUUCCAAAUCCUGGCCAGGAUGUGUAUCUCAUCACCACGCCCUUUUUUGAGCGGGUAUCUAUACGCUCGCCAAUCAAUAAUAAGACAGCAACAAUAUCUGUGGUGAAUUUUGAUCCAGAUUACGAAGAUAUCUACAUCCAGUCUGCAACACUAGAUGGAGUGGCGUACAGCAAAAAUUGGAUCGAUCACUCAUUCUUCUUGGAGGGCAAAGAGUUGAUACUUACGGUGGGCAAAAACGAGAGUUCGUGGGGCACAAAACUUGAAGAUCUCCCGCCUAGCUUGAGUGCUUAUGAAAGCGCCAAUCGGUGAAUUAAGUUAAGAAAACGCUAACAUCACGGUAUUACUUCCUAGCACGCUGCCAGUUGGGACUUCAGUUUAGCCGAAGGAGUUGCCUGCUUACGCAAGGCUAUAUAUUAUGAUCCUCUCACUGAUACUAGCAUCCAAAUUCAAUGAUAGCAUGGACAUUUGAGAGUUAUGAGAUGUAAGUGGACUGGGUAGAUAUGAGACAUGAAGAGAGGUUUAGAACUAAAUCGUGGUGAAGAAAGAGGACACAAAUGGAAAUGUAAAGUUGAUAAUGGAAAUUGAUAACCAUCUAUUUGUUCUAGA